CCUUUUUUUCCUCCCCUCUGCUUUCCCCUCCCCCCGCCUCCUUCCCUCCUUUCUCUUCCCGCCACGAUUGCCACUAAUAAAACAAUACCACCUCCCUCGCUCUCUUUCUUUUCUCAUCACUCAUCGCUCAUCACCUUUCACCUUCCGAUUCUCAUCCUCGUUCUUCGGUUGUAAUGAACACAGCCAUACCAUAAGCGCUUCCUUCUUCGCUCGCACUUCACCCUCAACAUACCCAUCCUUCUUUCAAUUGGGCAUACAGCAUAUCAUCCCUUCCCUCCCUGCACCAUUCAGCAGCAUCCUCGGCAAACAACAACAACCCCCUUACAUAUCUACAUCAAUCUUACAUCAAGAAGAAAGAAAUAGUGUGCGUUGCGUUGAACGAGAGAGUGUGAGAGCGUGAAUAUGGGUGCGGCCAUGGACAUAGAACCACGGACGAGCAUGGAGCGUCAUCUCAUGGACAGAGACCGUGACGGGCAGCUAUAUCUCGAGGCCAGGCGCCAGCAGGCUGUCCAGGACCUCCUCGGGAAUAGAUCCUCCUUCCUCUCUACCAUCACUCCGCCCUCCACUAACCCCUCCUCUGCCGCGUCUUCGCUCUUCCACGAGCCGUUGUCGUCCAACACCAUUGGCAACAACGACGAUGCCAACAAUAAUAACACCUCUUCGUCUUCAACCGCUCCUACCCUCGUCGCCCUCGCCACCCCAAUCACUCCCACUUCGCCUUCCUCGCCCUUCACACCCUUCACUCCAGCUACGAACAUGUCCUCAACCUUAGCCUCUGUUACUAUACCUCCUUCCGCAAUAACAGCCACCACAACUUUUCGCACACUUGCCUCGCCAAUCGGGAACAUUGUUCCCAUCACUAAAAAGACCCGUCUAAGGUCUGCCUCUGCCUCUGCCUCUGUCUCUGCUCCAGCCCCAACAACAAAAGGACGCGCCUUCGCUCCUAAAGAGGCUGACCGGCCUAUUUUCACCAUCUCACCCUCUAGUUUCGAGUAUCAACUCACUGCCAGCCUGCUUAAAUACCAGCCUCAGUCCCCAACAACAACACCGGCAGCAACAACAACAUCGUCAGCAGAAGGAAAGAGACACCGUUCAAGGUCGCGCUCAAAACCUCGUCAGCAAAAGUCUAGACGUGGGACCGUCAAUAGUGAUGGACGGAUAGAGUCUUAUCCUGUUCCUGCUCCUGUACCUGAUUCCAAUCGGAGCACAGGCCACAGGCACAAUCGCAGCCUCGCUGAGACAACGUCGUCCAGUAAGAAACUCGUUCCUAAAACCUUUGAGGCAUGCCAGCAAUCGCACGCGAGGGCGGCUGGCGCCGACGACCUGAUCGCCCAGGCCUCAGCUCCGAGUUCCACAGCUACAACCGGCCAACAAAAACAGCUGGAGCAGUCGACGACCUCACUUCCACCGACACCGCCGUCGCCGCCACUGCCCCCAUUACCCCCAAAGAGUCCCCGCAGUCUAAUUGCGCACUAUUUCCCUGGGUCGCUGCCUCCGCCUCCUUCGAGGGAGCGUGCUCCUGUAGGACACAGGGCGCCACUGGUGGCCCCAACACCCUUCAAGACGCCAACGUUUGGACCUGCGCUGAUGCUGUCCUCGGCCCAGGAUGGCCAUGCACCUCCACUGCCCUCUCCCUCGGCGUCGCUUCACUACAUCCCCUCUUCAGCGACCAUUUCCCGCUGCUCGACUGCACAUACCCAUCAUCCUCACGAGGAUAUGGAAGCCCUGUCGCCCUCCAAUCGCGCCUCGCCCUGCACUUCGGCUCUGGGCUUCAGGGUCUCGACCACCAACAGAGGACAACAACAGGAUAUGAGCCUUUCUCAUGGGAACAGCUCUCGCGGCCGCUUUCAUAAUCAGCAUGCUUCACAUAAUAAUACCCCUUUUUGUUAUCGUAAUCAUCCGGCCAAUAAUUUCACUAUCUACAGCGAGUCCAACCACAAGGACAAGCUCAAGGACGAAGACCACAAUAGUGCUGCAGGGGUUUCCGCGGAGGAGGUGUCGGUCACCAUCUUCCCGUCAACGUCAGACGUCGACACUCGCCAUAUCUCUUCCCAUGCAUCUAUUAUCACGUCGACAACAACGCCGAUCUACCCGCGAGGUCUGAUGCCGAGCAGCACUAGCCCGCUGACUAGUCUCAACACAUCCGUCGUCAUCCGCGUCCAGCAAAAACCGGCGCCCUAUGUCCGCGAACUUGUCCCUGGUAGAGAAGACAACCCAGACCUCGCAGGAAAGCCCUCAGGAAUUUCGAGCACAAAUACGAGUCGUGACCUUGAGAUCGUGCUGGAGGAAAUUACAGGUCGGAUCCGGACUAACCGCACGAGUUUCGACCCAUGGCCCCUCCAUGUCUCUCCCUUGGAGACCAAACCUUUGCCGCCAAUUCGUCGUGAGAAGGGCGACCGGUACUGGAUCUUUCGUGACCAGGAGGGAAUCGUGCCUGGACCUUUCUUUUUCUUGUUGGGACAUCUUUGCCCGAUCUUGUGGUGGAUAGGAAGCAUAUACCCGAGCAUUGAGCAUCCCGACAACCUCACGGCCUCGGAGCGUGCUCAUGCCGGCAGCGACGACGAUGUCGAGGCACAGACGAGCGACCUGCGGGAGCACCCGAUGGUUCAAUGGCUGCAGCGGCAGUUGAAGGCUGCGGGCGCAAGGAUCGCAUCCAUCAAGACGACUUCUAAGGAUGAGUCGGCUACAGUAGCCACGCUUCAAAUUGUCCGAAUUUCUCAGGAAACUGAUCGUGAAGGCUCAACCUUGGUACUGGGGGGCAACAACAACAUCAGCACAAUCCACAUCCCAAUGCCGUCUUUCCGUGAGUUUGACAGACAUGGUCCUUGGUCUGCAGAAGACCAUGCUUCUUCCUUGUUUGAGCUGCGGAUGGAACACAACCGCAAGGUGCUGCGAUACGAACUGGAUCUGCGUUGGAAGAGAAUUAAUCUCAUUUGGUCCAUUGGCUCCUUUGUCCUUGCCAUCUGCAUCACCGCCUUUGUGAUUGGCUUUGCUUGAACGGCUCGCUCGUUUUUUUUUAUCUGCCCUUGUAUUUUUCUUAUCUUCUGCAUCUCCUCUUUCAUUUCUUUGAUCACUUGUACAAUAGUAUUCCAUAAUAAUCGCGCCACGAAGCGAUUGGUACAGUAGCAUAAUAAAAUGUUCUAGUAGCACACC
Molecule: messenger RNA, 3153 nt
Organism: Gamsiella multidivaricata
Lineage: Eukaryota; Fungi; Mortierellomycota; Mortierellomycetes; Mortierellales; Mortierellaceae
Exons: 1
Coding region: 403-2997 (864 amino acids)
Source: RefSeq, a predicted model, not a curated record